Molecule: messenger RNA, 2350 nt
Organism: Papilio machaon (common yellow swallowtail)
Lineage: Eukaryota; Metazoa; Arthropoda; Insecta; Lepidoptera; Papilionidae
Product: MAP/microtubule affinity-regulating kinase 4
Exons: 11
Coding region: 247-2109 (620 amino acids)
Biological process (GO): intracellular signal transduction; protein phosphorylation
Cellular component (GO): cytoplasm
Molecular function (GO): ATP binding; protein serine/threonine kinase activity
Source: RefSeq, a predicted model, not a curated record
AUGUCUCACGGAUCGACGUGCGAUCACAGGCCGUUAAAAAUAGUAUCGCAAAAUGUCAGAGACGACAUCGCCGUUCCAAUUUCAAUCAACAAACAAACGAUAGUGACAUACUGGUAUGACUUUUACAACGCGCAACGAUUUAUGUAGUAUUUGUGUAAUUAUAAUAGGGUAAAUUUGUUUUUAUAAAUGCACAUGCGUUUUAAUUCAAGCAAACGCAUUAUGGUUCCAAAUCACUGGUGAUUCGAUAUGAAGAUGGCAAACACAUCACGGAAGGGACAAGUGUACAGUGUUGGCAAUUACCUUAUGACUGGUAAGGUAUUAGGUAAAGGACACUUCGCAAGAGUUGAGGAGGCAACUCACAGGAUUAUAGGAAAAAAGGUGGCCAUAAAAAUAAUCGAUCUUACCUGCAUAAAAGAAGAGUACGCCCGCCGCAACCUGCACAGAGAGCCGAGAGUUAUGGCCAAGUUACGCCACCCGUGUAUCGCAGCCUUAUACGAAACUAUGAUGCACGGGCCGCGGCUGUACGUGGUGAUGGAGGCGGCGGGUGGCGGCGACCUGUGCGCUCACGUGCUGGCAUCGCGCGGCGCAGCACGAGGCCUACCGGAGGGCCGCGCGCGCGCCCUCGCCGCGCAGCUCGUCUCCGCCGUACGCCACAUGCACUGCCGCGGCGUCGUGCACCGUGAUUUAAAAAUGGAGAACAUCAUGCUCGACAGCACGAAGCAGUUCAUCAAAAUUGUAGAUUUCGGCCUUUCCAACGUGUGGAACAUCAGCGGGGCGCUCUGCACCCCGUGCGGCUCACUCGAGUACGCGGCGCCCGAGCUGUUCGUCGACGGACGACGCUACGGGCCCGAAGUCGACCUCUGGAGCAUCGGUGUGAUAGUGUACGGCAUGGUGACGGGCAGCCUGCCAUUCGCGGACGUGGAGGCGGCGGAGGGGCGGUCGCGGCCGCAGUUACGCGCCGCCAUCGCGCGCGGCUUCUCCCGCAAGCAGCGAGUUGCGCUCGCCUGUGUCUCCAGCGAAUGCAAGACGUUCAUUCAGCACCUUCUGGAACCGAACGUGGAGCUCCGUCUGAAGAUUGAGGAAGCAGCCCGGCAUCGCUGGAUACGCAAGCCCGGCAUGAGGAUGAAGACGCACCCCCUGGGUGCCACCGAAACCAAAAUUAACAGAGAGAUUUAUAACCAAGUGGCAGAGCUAUGUGGUCAGACGAAGGUGGACGUGAUAACGCAGAUAAAGGCGGACCCGUUCGGUCCCGUGGCGGGCAUCUACAACAUAAAGACGCAUCUGCACCUCAUGCACUCGGUGGCCGGAGCUGACAUGCUCUGGUCCACCAACACCGUGGAGGCCCGGCCGCUCUCCCCGCCGGAGUACAGGGCCAGGACUGACCUCGAAGCUUCCUCGAGUAGCAGAAGAUUCUUCGGACACUCCCCCCCUAGAGGCUCCAAGAGCCCGAUCAGAAGGAUGACCACGUUGCCGCCCAAGCCCCCGGACAUCAAAGUACAAACCGGACCCAAACCAAGCGCCGUGUACACCAAGGCGUCGCCGACGACCGCCAUCCCCAAGGACAUUUUGAGGCAAAGAAUAAUCGAUAGAAAGGUCGAAAAGGCGAAAGCAAACGAGAGCGCAAAGAAGAAUCCGACCGAGAGGAGUUCGAAAACGAGUAAUCAGAUGGCGCCCGCCCAUUUCAUAUCGAAUAAAAUUAUAGUGUACGACAGCGGCGACUGCACCAUGAACUCGCGGCUGCCCAGCAUCACGGAGCACUCCAGCACGGACGUGGGAGAGCGCCGCGAGACGAAGGCCGCACACCUCGCCCCCUGCACCAACACCCUCGACUAUCGCCGGGCAGACUUCUACCGCCGCGCGGGGGACGCCCUGCCCAGUUGGCGAGUGGGUGCGCCGCUGGCGACACCGCCCGCGCGAAUGCUCAUCCAGACCACCGCGACUGGCAUCAAACGCGCUUCUCUUGGAAACAUCAUCAGUCCUCAUUCGUCUACUAACAGCCAUUGCAAGAGCGAAAGGGCGAUGCCGGUGCCGUGGUUCUCGAACAAGGCGACACUGGGCAAGGCCCCUGCGCACACGCAGCGCAUCAGACGGACCGCCCCCAUCAAGUGACGCUGUGUCCGCGGGCUCGCCUCUCGCGCGCCCGAAUAUUUUCGACGGCCAUAUUUUUUAAGCAUUUUUUGUUUGUAAAAAAUUCUUUUAUCGAGACCACCUCAUGUAAGUUUAAGCGAAUUAUAAUUUUUUUAUCUUACUGUACCGGCUAUUAAAUACAGGUGGUUUUUUUAAACAAGCUUCUUUUCGACUUAUUGCCUUAUCUAUAUACUUUUUUUGUAAAAUGAAAAAAUAGAGCAAU